Molecule: messenger RNA, 2892 nt
Organism: Chironomus riparius
Lineage: Eukaryota; Metazoa; Arthropoda; Insecta; Diptera; Chironomidae
Source: the annotation of a GenBank genome assembly
AUGAACAACAGCAACAGUAAUAAUAAUAAUGCUAACAAUAGUAAACAGCAAAAUGCUACCGAACAUAAUAAUGAGACUCUUAAAAAAGAAAAAGAAAAGAAGAAGGAAGAUGAAGAAAAGCAUAUCCAGGAAAAGUUGCAUGCUCAUGCCAUGCAAAAGCUACAAAAGGAAAAUGAGAAUUUAAUUCUUAUGACUCAAAAUUAUCAGCGAAUGUUUGAGAAUACAUGUGAAUGCAGCACAAUAGCUGUUCCAUCAAAAAUACUUAAUAAUGCGAAAACUAAUUGGAUGUCUUCUGAGAAGCUCAACGAAUUAAGAAAAAAAGCUCAUGAUGCUGUAAAGAAUCACAAAGUUUUCAUACUCAAAGGAUAUUUUCAUACCGUACGAAAAGCUUUGAUGGAUCGUGGAUGGGUUGAAAAGAUUGAUGUUCAUAAAGCGAGAGGAGUUACAAACAAUUCGGGAUAUUUACUUGAGGAUUUAAUUCAAGCUCUACCACAAAGAAGACCUGGUGAAUCAAAGAAAGCUCACAUUCAGAAAUGCGAACGAAGUAUCAUGUCCCGCUUUCUUGAGCAUUCACCAAUCGACCUAUUAUGGUGUGUACGUCGUGACAAGUCAGAUUGGACUCACUUGACAAAGAAUCAAAAUAUUCUCAUCAACCGCUUCAAUAAAUCUCCAUUUACAUCGAAAGAAGGCUUGUGUUCCGCAUUAAAGGAUUUUCAUUGGUAUUAUGAAGAAGGAAAAUCGGAAGCAUAUUUUCCAAGAUGUUUUAAUGUUUUCAAUCCAGAAGAACUGACAGAGUUUGUUGAUAAUUUCCGUACCACAGCUUGUAUAAGUCUAUUGAGAUGGCUUGCUGAGCAGCAUGAAGAAAAAGGCUCAUUUUAUUUAAUAUCUGAAGAAGGUCGAGUCUCAACAAAUUGCAUACAGUUUGCGAUAAACAGAUGCAAAGAUUUCAUAGAUUAUUGUGUCCACAAUGACAUUGAUGUUGAAGGAGAAGUGAAAAUUUGGGAGCAUGAUUGGGAUGUCUUCCUGACUCAUCAUUAUCUCCUUACUCACGAAAAUUUAAAAUUUCAAAUGAUUGAGGAUCCUUAUGCCUCACUUGAUGCCUACGUGGAUCAAGCAAAACGAAUACUUGAAAAAGUCAAAGUACUUUGGCCUCAAUCGUCAAUUGACGGCACGCUAAAUAUUUGGAUUAUAAAACCCGGAAAUAAAUGUCGGGGCAGAGGAAUCAUGCUAAUGAAUAACAUAAAGCAAAUCAUUCAAACAGUAAAUCCACCAAUUUGUGCAUCAAAAACGCGAUACGUCGUUCAAAAAUAUAUCGAACGACCUUUGAUAAUUCAUAAAACAAAGUUCGAUAUACGACAAUGGUUCUUGAUAACGUCAGUUCAGCCAUUGAUUAUUUGGUUCUAUAAGGAAAGCUAUUUACGAUUCAGCUCUCAACAAUUCAAUUUGCAAAAUUAUCAUGAAUCAGUUCAUUUGACAAAUCACGCAAUCCAGAAGAAAUAUGCAAAUGGAAUUAGGGAUGAACGACUACCCGUUGAAAAUAUGUGGGAUUGUCACACAUUUCAAGCUUAUUUAAAGCAAAUUGGAAAGUACGAAAUGUGGAGUGAGAGAAUUUAUCCUGGAAUGCAGCGUGCAAUUAUUGGAACUAUGCUUGCCUGUCAGGAUAAUAUGGAUAGACGACCGAAUACUUUUGAGCUUUACGGAGCUGACUUUAUGAUUUCUGAAGACUUUUAUCCGUGGUUGAUUGAGAUUAAUGCUUCACCUGAUUUGGCACCUAGCACAAGUGUUACUGCACGUUUAUGUCCUCAAGCUGUUGAGGAUACUAUUAAAGUUGUUAUUGAUAGAAAAAUUGAUCAAAAUGCAGAUACUGGAUUUUUUGACAUGAUUUACAAGCAAGUGAUUCCGAAAACACCAGCUUAUAUGGAUCGUGAGCGAGAAAUGAUUCGACGGAAAAUUCGUUCAUCAACGCUUUACAGGAAGCCAAGCUUCAGUAAAUCAGCAUUCAACAUUUACAACGUAAACGGUGAAGUUACAAAAGUUUCAUGCAUAACAAAAAACUUAAAAAUCAAUGAGUACAAGGAUGAGCCAAUAAGAAAAGUCAAAUCACCAUUACUCGUGAAUGAUGAGCAGGAAGAUGAAUGCACGAAUGAGGAAAAGUCAAUUUUAUGUAUCGGUAGCAAGCAUCUUGACCUGACAUCAAACUUAAUGCCACCUCCAUUGAUAAAAUCUGUAUCCACAUCGACGAUCAACUUGAAUUCACAAGAUGAGAAGCCAAUCCAACAAGAGGCUGAUUUUGAGCGAGCUAUAUCACAGUCACAUCUAUCUCCAUCUUCACCAUCGAUAAUGAUUAAUGGAAAUCACAUGUCGUCCAGCAAAAAGACGCUAAGUGAAAAUAGUAUACAAGAAAACUUAAAGAAACAUAAAACUGAUAUUUUACAUUCAGACAACGACAAAACUUCUGAAAACGAAGAAGACGAACUUAACGAGAACAAACGUAAAAAUCACAAUAAUAAUAACAUUAUUAAAACUAUUAACCAUAAUGAUACAAGUAAAAUUUUCAAAAAGAGUGCACAAACUAUUUAUUGUGGUGCUGUUGGACAUAAUGUCGGAAAAUAUAGUGAUGCUCAAAAGACAGAAGUUGUUCUUGACGACUUAUCCAAUAGCAUUGUAGAACAAUCUAAUAAUAUUACAAUUAAAUAUGAUCUAAUUAAUAAUAAUAAAAUUUCACACAAUUCCACCAAUGCAGUCUCAUCAAAUGCAACUAGUACGAAUAAGACUGUAAAGAAAAGUGCCUCAUCUAUGACACGAAAAAAGUCUAAACGAUCAGACGUAGUAAAAUGUGAAUCUGUAAAAUCAUCAACGACGAGAAAACCGGAAAGUUCACAAAUGACUUGA